This is a messenger RNA of Nicotiana attenuata, 1570 nucleotides long. RefSeq names its product serine/threonine-protein kinase HT1-like. Bases 276 to 1406 code for a protein of 376 amino acids. The record is from RefSeq and is a predicted model, not a curated record. Gene Ontology annotation, molecular function: ATP binding; protein kinase activity. Gene Ontology annotation, biological process: protein phosphorylation. Lineage: Eukaryota; Viridiplantae; Streptophyta; Magnoliopsida; Solanales; Solanaceae. The transcript has 3 exons.
CUCUCUUUCUUUCUAUAAACACUGCAUUUUCAUGAGUCUUCUUUUUCUUCCCUUUUCUCCAUUUUUUUUCUACAUGAAACUUCAACUCUCUUGUCUUCAUCAAUCUUACUGUUUCUUGUAACCAGUUAUAAUUUUGCAAAUAUGGCCAUUUUGACUUUGCCUUUUACAUUCCAUGCAUUUCUUGAAAUCCAUGCACAUAUUCAGAAGAUCAAAAACACCCUUUAAAAGUGUACCAAUCUUGACAUUUUUCAAUAUCUUUUUAAGCUGAAAAAAGAAUGGCUAGUUCUUGUUUUAAUCCGUUUAAGCUACGAAGAUCGAAAAGUAAACCAUUAUCAGUACCAUCAUCCUCAAGAACACGGUGGAAUUCAGCAGAUAUGGCAACAAUGGAAAAGAAGAGAUUUGAUAGUUUAGAGUCAUGGUCAAUGAUAUUAGAAUCUGAUAAUGUUGAAACUUGGGAAACAUCAAAGGAAGAUCAAAAAGAAGAUUGGACAGCUGAUUUAUCUCAGCUUUUUAUUGGUAAUAAAUUUGCCUCAGGAGCACAUAGCAGGAUUUAUAGAGGGAUUUAUAAGCAAAGAGCAGUUGCUGUGAAAAUGGUGAGGAUUCCAACUCAUAAGGAGGAGACUAGAGCUAAACUUGAACAACAGUUCAAGUCUGAAGUUGCUCUGCUUUCUCGCCUCUAUCAUCCCAAUAUAGUGCAGUUCAUCGCCGCGUGUAAGAAACCUCCUGUAUAUUGUAUCAUUACAGAGUACAUGUCACAAGGAACUCUGAGGAUGUACCUCAACAAGAAAGAACCAUAUUCACUUUCAACAGAAACUGUUCUAAGGUUAGCACUUGAUAUAUCAAGAGGAAUGGAGUAUCUUCAUUCACAAGGGGUUAUCCAUAGAGACUUGAAAUCAAGUAAUUUACUCCUAAAUGAUGCGAUGCGCGUUAAGGUGGCUGAUUUUGGCACGUCGUGUCUUGAAACACAGUGCAGAGAGGCUAAAGGUAAUAUGGGAACGUAUCGAUGGAUGGCACCAGAGAUGAUAAAAGAGAAACCUUAUACUCGGAAAGUUGAUGUUUACAGUUUUGGGAUUGUGCUGUGGGAACUCACAACAGCUUUGUUGCCAUUUCAAGGAAUGACACCAGUGCAGGCUGCUUUUGCUGUUGCUGAAAAGAACGAACGACCACCCUUGCCAGCAAGUUGUCAACCUGCACUAGCACAUCUGAUAAAGCGCUGUUGGGCAGCUAACCCUUCAAAAAGGCCAGAUUUCACACACAUUGUAUCUGCUUUAGAAAAAUAUGAUGAAUGUGUCAAAGAAGGACUUCCAUUGACACUUCAUUCAGGGCUAGUUAGUCGAAACGCCAUUAUUGAACGCUUGAAAGCCUGUGUAUCCAUGAGAUCUUCAUCUAUACCUGUACAUGUCUGAAUCUUGAUAUCAAUAAUAAUCAUAGUCAUUAACAUUCUAUAAUUCAACAGGUAAUUGGUAAAUUACUAGUUGUAUAUAUUCAAUGUGUUCUUGUUUUUCUGAUGUAACAUGUGUUGAAGAAAUUCUAACAUUAUUGUGAAUGGACUUCAAAGGUGGCAUUUCUA